This is a messenger RNA of Cornus florida, 1270 nucleotides long. RefSeq lists its product as uncharacterized. NCBI's taxonomy places the organism in Eukaryota, Viridiplantae, Streptophyta, Magnoliopsida, Cornales, Cornaceae. Gene Ontology annotation, molecular function: protein dimerization activity. Bases 1 to 1080 code for a protein of 359 amino acids. The record is from RefSeq and is a predicted model, not a curated record. The transcript has 2 exons.
AUGUUUCAUGAAAAUGUGAAAUUAACCAUGCUUUCUAUUGCGGAUACACGUUUUGCUUCAAUGAUUGUGAUGCUAAGAAGAUUUAAGCAAAUAAAACGUGGUCUCCAAGACAUGGUGAUGAGUGAUUUUUGGACAUCUUAUAGGGAAGAUAAUGUUCAAAGGGCCUUAACUAUCAAGACAAAAAUAGUAAGUGAUGAUUGGUGGCGAGAUAUUGAUUACAUAAUUAACUUUACUGAGCCAAUCUAUGAUAUGCUUAGGAGGGCCGAUACGGAUGUUCCUUGUCUUCACUUGGUGUAUGAGAUGUGGGACUCCAUGAUAGCUAAAGUGAAGGCCGCUAUUUAUCAUCAUGAAAGAAAGCAAGAGCAUGAGGAGUCUCCAUUCUUUUUGGUGGUGCGCGAAAUAUUAAGUGCUAGAUGGAGUAAGAGCAACACAACCCUUCAUUGCUUAGCACAUUCCUUGAAUCCAAGGUUUUAUAGCACACAAUGGCUUCAAGAGGCUCCCAAUCGUGUUCCUCCACAUAGAGAUCAAGAGAUUUCAAGUUUAAGAGAAAAAUGCUUCCAAAGGUACUUUACUAAUGAUGUGGAGAGAAGGAAGGUUAAAGAAGAGUAUGCUUGUUUUUCGGCGGGUUUUAGAGAGUUUGGAUCGGUUGAUUCCUUGAAUGAUAGAGGACUUAUGGAGCCGGCAAUUUGGUGGGUUUCUUAUGGAGCUUCAACACCCCUCAUCCAAUCUUUGGCUUUGAAUGUACUUGGACAUCCUUGUUCCUCCGCAUGUUGUGAGAGGAAUUGGAGUACAUAUUCUUUUAUCCAAUCUUUGAAGAAGAACAAGAUAGCACCACAAAGAGCCGAAGAUUUGGUAUUUGUACAUUCCAAUCUUCGUCUUCUAUCAAGGAGAACUCCACAAUAUAAUGUGGGUGAAACUAAGAUGUGGGAUGUUGGGGGAGAUGCAUUUGAUUCCUUAGAAGGUAGUGGAAUACUUGAGAUUGCAAAUCUUUCACUUGAUGAACCGGACUUGGAGGCCAUGAUAUUUACCGAUGAGGGAGAUGGAAAUGACAAUGAAUUUCUAGAAGAUCCAACUCAAUGAAGAGGAUUAUAGAGUUCCUUUUCUUUUUUGGGCUCACUGUUCUCAAUUAAUCACUGUUCAGUUUUUUUUUGUUUUUUUUAUAAGUAAACUGUUCAGUUAUUAUUUGUACGAAUCUUAUGUGAUCAAUGGCCAAUGAUAAAAGAUGCAUAUAUUAUAGAUUUUUAGUUCUUGAACUUAUGACUUUUAGGUG